AACGAAAGUCAGCAGACGGCGGGCGGGGCCGGACGUCUCUCCAACCCUGUUUUGUCCCGUAGUGCAAUGUAGCAACCCAACAACCAAGAAUCGAGCCGCCCACGAUUCUUGCCCGAUCCGGCAACAGAGAAACACCAUCUUCCUUCCUAACUGGAAUCGUUCUCCAUUCUUUCCCAUUCAUCGUCUUCUCCGAGCGUGACGGGAGCCAAAGGGUUGUAGUUGUUCCGUAUGGAGUCUCCGUUCAAGCCGGACGUGCUGAAGGGCAAAGUGGCCCUCCUGACCGGAGGCGGGUCGGGCAUCGGGUUCGAGAUAUCGCGCCAGCUGGGCCUCCACGGAGCCUCCGUCGCCGUCAUGGGCCGCCGCAAGAACGUCCUCGACUCCGCCGUCGCUGCUCUCCACCUCCACGGCAUUCCCGCAAUCGGAGUGGAAGGCGAUGUUCGGAAGCGAGACGACGUCGUCAGAGCCCUGGAAUCGACCGUCCAGAGCUUCGGGAGGCUCGACAUUCUGGUGAAUGCUGCCGCCGGCAAUUUCCUAGUCCCAGCCGAGGAUCUGUCUCCCAAUGGGUUUCGCACAGUUAUUGACAUUGACUCGGUUGGCACUUUCACGGUGUGCCACGAAGCGCUCAAGUAUCUCAAGAAAGGCGGUCCUGGAAAGGAGCCCUCUUGCGGGGGCACGAUCAUAAAUAUCAGCGCGACCUUGCACUACACGGCGACUUGGUACCAGAUCCAUGUAUCUGCUGCAAAGGCGGCUGUCGAUAGCAUUACAAGAAGCUUGGCACUGGAAUGGGGGACGGAUUAUGAUAUAAGAGUCAAUGGGAUUGCACCCGGACCUAUUGGUGACACGCCAGGAGUAAGCAAACUUGCACCCGGCGAUGCUCUGAGCAGCAGAGAGCAAAUGCCGCUCUUUAAGCUCGGGGAGAAAUGGGACAUUGCCAUGGCUGCUGUCUAUCUGGCAUGUGAUGCAGGGAAGUUCAUCAACGGAACGACAUUGGUAGUAGAUGGAGGAUCGUGGCUGAGCGCACCGCGCUAUCUUCCCAAAGAUGAGGUGAGGCGACUUUCCAGAGCGGUGGAAAGAAGGUCCAGAGAUGUCGCAGUUCCUAAGAGCAAGCUGUAGAUCGCAAACACUUCCUCGGCAUGGGGGAUGCCUCAUUCCUUUGAUCUGUUGUUGAUUGUAACAGAAGUGGAUAACAUUACUAGGCAGGACUAAUGCCACCGUACUGUCAAAAAUUGAAUCCUAGCAUUCAGGGGAGCAAAACAGAGCUUCCCAAUUCCAUUUCCUAUUCAUAAAGUGUAUGGGCCUUCACAUUGGUCAGGUUCUUGAUGCCAAGGCCCAAUAGGGAGAGGCCCAAGUGGCCACUGGGUUCGGCCCAUUUCACCAGUGAAAUGAUAGCAUCUUCUUUUCGCUGAA
Messenger RNA from Eucalyptus grandis, 1407 nucleotides. Its product is annotated as peroxisomal 2,4-dienoyl-CoA reductase. Gene Ontology annotation, molecular function: 2,4-dienoyl-CoA reductase (NADPH) activity. The record is from RefSeq and is a predicted model, not a curated record. NCBI's taxonomy places the organism in Eukaryota, Viridiplantae, Streptophyta, Magnoliopsida, Myrtales, Myrtaceae. The coding region runs from base 229 to 1113 and encodes 294 amino acids. The transcript has 5 exons. Gene Ontology annotation, biological process: fatty acid catabolic process.